This is a messenger RNA of Monascus purpureus, 2312 nucleotides long. NCBI's taxonomy places the organism in Eukaryota, Fungi, Ascomycota, Eurotiomycetes, Eurotiales, Aspergillaceae. The record is from the annotation of a GenBank genome assembly.
AUGUCCCCAGAUCCGUCCCCAGAUCCGAAACCAGAUGUAUUCACUUACUCCGACUUUAACUUGGAAGCUCUGUGUCGUCGAGCAAGCGCACUACGCCAAGGUGUUCCAUGUGUUUGCACUCCGGAUCAACGUCCUGCCUCAGGAAGCUUCAACUGGGCUAUCUUUAUUACAUUUACAGAUGGGAUACGAUGGGUCUUUAGAUCUCCACACCCCAGAACAUUCAUGCCAAUGGAAAUGGGCAUGAAGCUACUGGCCAGUGAAGCUGCCACGCUGCGAUACCUCAGGGCUCAUAGCGACAUUCCAGUCCCAAUAGUAUACGACUACUGUGCUUCUUCCGACAACGAUAUCAGUAUCCCAUUCAUUCUCAUGAGUGAAGCGCCGGGGUGGCCACUCUCCAAAGUUUGGAGACUGGCCGGUUCUCCUCAAGGUGACCUAGACACAUCUGCCAAGGAAAGAGUUCUCGCACAGUUGGGCGGCAUUACCUGGAAGCUCUCACAGAUGCGCUUUGAGAAAAUUGGCUCACUCUUCGAAGAAGAGGGGUCCUUUCAAAUCAAGGAAUGUCUCUCACGUGGCCACAUGUUACAUGAACGAUACGAUCUGGAGACCUCGCGCGGGCCUUUCACUUCUGAGGCAGAGUUCUGGGACAGCCUUAUUUCUGCGUUCUUGAAGCAUGCAGAGGUUCUGCAGUUAUCGCAUCAUUGCUUCGUUGCACCUGUUCCCUCGCCUGAAAAUUAUCAAUCUUCCAUGCAAUACAAGAGUGCUGUGAGCCUAUGGAACGACUUCGUGACCGUUGGACGCAAAAUCGACUCAUCAGAGAACAGACUGGAUUACAUUAUUGUAGGCGAUGCUCUCCGCGACAUUGUACGCAGACAUCAACUUCCAGCCAUCAUUCCAGUGACUUUUCCAUUGUGCCACGCUGAUCUGAGUGUCAAUAAUAUCUACGUUGAUGACGACUACAAUAUCACGUGCAUCAUUGACUGGGCAUUUACUUCAUCCAUUCCCGAAUCUAUGUUGUUAGCCGCCCCAGGGUUACCACAAUAUCGCGAUGAAAUCAGUUCAGAGUUACGCACCUCCUUUAUUAAUGGUUUCAUUGCUGCCAUGCCCGAAUCAGUCGGAAAGAGCUUGAUCCAGAGGUAUCGCGAAUCACUUGAUCGGACCCAAGUCGCCUGGAGAUUGAGUCGCCUUCUCAGCCUUGACUCUAUUGCUGACUAUGACCUCUUUGCUACUGUAUGGCACUUUGCAUGUGGUCCUGAAGAUGAUGUGGGACAAUAUCUUCUACAACAGCGGUGUUCGCCUCAAUACGUUCAGCUUUAUAGUGAAAUUCAGAAAGAGGAUCAGCAACCCUCAAAAAUUGAGAAGGAUGAAAAAGACUACUUUCACGACAAGGUUCUCAGAUACACAAUCGCAAAGAAGCUGACGGUUAUGUCCGAAUGGAAAACCCAAUAUGCCAUCAAUGAUCCGCCGAGGCUUCGUAAAGACAUAUUUGUCGCCUCCCCCAAGCUAUGGAAGUGGAUCCAACAAUUCAUGCGGGACUGGGAAGACAUAUCAUGACGUGUUGAGCUAAGAUCUCAACCGAAUGCGCUCAACUGGGACUUCCCACAGUUCAUAGAGAAGAAUACCGUUUGCAAUAUGGUGCUCGAUGUACUUGAAUCAAUUGUGCCUUCGCGCCAUUCACUCUCUGCAAUAGCUUAGAUGAUGCCUCAGUACAAACGGAAGAUAUUAAUGUGACGCACUGCCUUCACGACAAUACCAGACUUCGUCACCUGCGACGUAGUAUGGUUUUUUGGAUGAGCCAGCUGGUGGGGUUGGAAGGUCCGGUGGGGUCGAUGGCUGGGGACGUCUCCGAGGCAUGGUGUUCAAUGCUGCAGGUAUUUCAGAGUUAUUUUCAGAGUUGACAGGCUCUGAUUGAGACAAGUCCAUGGUCUUCGAGCAUUUAUAUUCAUGUUGGCACUGGCCACCUGAAACAUUUCCUCCCACAAAUACGCUACCAGGGGUUGGGCGUGAGACGCUGCAGCCACUUAUCCAUUGGUUGGCGGCACCCCAUUGUAAAGGGGGGCGUACGUGCGUUGUUCCCUGCGACAGGAACCGGGUUGUGAUCGAGGGAUCUCAGGGACGGACACACUGAACAAUCUAAUAAGGAAAUGAUAUAAUAAAGAAGAAACACAACGACGAAGGAGCCUCGCUCCGUUCUAUACGAUGAUAGCAAUACCAGUGAAGCAACCUAGAAACACAAAGAAUGCUCGAUUUCUCAUAACUAUCUGGGAGGGAACCCUCCAUUAAGUACUCACCGGCCGCGGGCUCCACCAUACAUU